UGUGUUUCCACAUCACUACAACUUGAAAAAGGAAAUUCCUUUUUUUUCUUCUUCUUCUUCUUCUUCUGUAGGAAGUCACAUGGAGGUGCCAUCGCACUCACAUGACAGUCUGAGCUAUGGAAGGGGACAUCAAUGAAGGAUCAGUCCCAUCGUACUACAGAGAAGUACAUCAAGCCAUCUGCAGCAGAAAUGAUGAACGAGUGCAUAUCAAUGUAUUCCAGAGACUUCUCAGCAGAACUGCUCUCUCCGUCACAGUUCAGAACCAGGUAACUGAACAUGUAAAAAGUGGUGAUGGGUUCCUAAGCAAAGUAUCACUGUAUAAAGGCUUGGCUCUCAUUGCCCUUGCCCAGCAAGGAAAGCCGCCAAGUCCCAAACUGUUGGAGAAUUUAAUUCAAGAGCUCCCGAAGCCUCAGCUGGGAGAUCCGAAGGAGCUGCAGAGUCUGAAGUUGCAGUUGGUUCAAGAGAAUCCUCUAAUGUUGUCUUUGACUCUGGCAGAGCUGUUGAGUAAGGACACUAUCAAGGUUGAACUCAUCCCUGAGAAAAAGGGUUUGUUUCUCAAACAUGUGGAAUAUCAAGUCACCAGUGAGCGUUUUAAAGUAUCAGUCUAUCGACGAUACAGUGAUUUUGACGUCUUCCAUGAGCUCCUACUCCAGAGAUACGCUUACAGAGUUGUGCCUGCUCUGCCUCCCAAAAGAGUGCUGAAAGGAGUCCUGACUUCCAUGUCAGAACGAGAGUUCAUUGAAGGGCGGCGACGUGCUCUGGGCAGGUUCCUGAAUCUUGUGGCAAGACACCCUUUCUUUUCCGAGGAUGAGAUGGUGAAGACAUUCCUCACUUUCAACGGCUCGGAUGUCCAAACUAAGAUUCGAGAUGCUUGCAAAAAAAUGGGUGAUGAGUUUAUGACUUGCAAAUAUGCAACACAGGCCAAGGAUUACCUCCCUGCUGAUAUCCAGGUUCAAUUUUCCUCCAGCAGGGAGCUGAUCAGAAAUAUCCAUAGCAGUUUUCAGAAGUUACGGGACAGAGCUGAGAGAAUGGCAGAGCGCUUGAAGGAGAACGGCACAGAUCUGCAGAUGUUUGGGAAGGAGCUCAGUUCUUUGGGUUCAGAUGAGUCACCUGUACCUGUCCUGACCUCCUGCAAAAGUCCCUGGAGUGCUCUCAAACAGUCUGUCAAAGGCCUCUCUGUCGAGUUCUCACUUCUGUCUGAAAAAGCUGCACAACAGGGCAGAAGAGAGGAAGAUGAUGUGGUGGAAAAACUGAACCUGUUCUUGGACUUCCUGCAGUCUUACCGGGACUUGUGUGAGCGACAUGAGAAGGGGGUCUUGCACGAGCACCAGCGUGCGUUACAGAAGUACAGCGUGAUGAAGAGACAGAUGAUGAGUGCCACAGCCCAGUCUAAAGAACAGAUUUCUGUCGAACAUCUGGAGUCCCGCAUUGUGCAGCAAGAGAAUGCCAUUCAAGCUAUGGAGCUGCGCAACUACUUUUCCCUGUUCUGCCUUCACCAGGAGAGCCAGUUAAUCUUCACAUACCUGCCCAUCACCUCUCACAUCCUGGGGGUAUUUGUUGACUCCCAAGUGCAGGGACAUAAAGAAAUGGGUGAGGUGUGGCAAGAUCUUCAUUCCAAGCUUAAAAUUAUUUUUAGGGAUAGUAACGGACUUCAGUCUCCUCCUCUAAGCCCAAAAUAGCCCAACCCUUCAGUGCCUGCAGAAUUAAAUGAAGAUGAACUCUAGCCUGCUUUGAAUAGCAGGACCUCUUAAGGAACUACAGACAAAUCUUUAAAGCACUACAUUUAUGAAGUAUGAGAAAACUACUUCUCGCUGAAUAUUUAUGUGGCAGAUAUGAAGAUCAUUUGAAGCAAACUGACAGAUGUAUUAUUAGCAUGUACCUUGGAGUAGCCUGGAAAUACCAUGGCUGUAGACUUUGUCAUUCAAACCAGUCUGGCUAUUCUCUGUUGACCUUUCACAUCAACAAGCCAUUUUUGUCCACAGAACUGCCGCUCACUUUUGUUUUUAGCACCAUUCAGAGUAAAUUCUAGAGACUGUUGUGUGUGAAAUCUGCAGGGGUUCAGCAGUUACAGAAAUAAUCAAACCAGCCCGUCUGGCACCAACAAUCACGCCAUGGCCCAAAUCACUGAGAUAAAAUUUUGAUGAUUGUUGGUGCCAGAUGGGCUGGUUUGAGUAUUUCUGUAACUGCUGAUCUCCUGGGAUUUUCGCACAGAAUUUCUAUAGAAUUUACUCUGAAAGGUGCCAAAAACAAAAAACAUCCAGUGAGCAGCUGUUCUGUGGACAGAAAUGCCUUGAGAGAAUGGCCGGACUGGUUCUAACUGACAAAGUCUUCGGUAACUCAGAUAACUGCUCUGUACAAUUGUGGAGAGAAGAAAUUCAUCUCAGAAAGCUAAUCUGAGAUGCAGGUUGGCACAAGGUGGACCUUUACAAUAUUAGGCAGGUGAUUUUAAUGUUGUGGCUGAUUAUGUAUAUCAAUAUGUCUUUGAUUUACCAUCUGAUUCCAUCAGUGUUCCAUUGUUACCCCCACAUGUAAGCAUUAUGGACAAACACUGUGUUUUUUGACAAUGUUUUACUGUAUAUGUUUAUGUACUGUAUGCAAAUCUGAAGCUGCUUUUUUUAAAUGCAAACUAAUCUGAAAGAGAAGGAAUUGACACCAUAACACAUGAAAUAUUACCUGUGCUCAGAAGAUAUAAAUAUGAAAUAUGCAGAGAUAAGAUUCCAUUUAUGCCAGUUUAAAAUGAUCUUUUGUAAUUUUUUCUUCUUUUUAAUCAUGUAAAAUGUGCAUGCAGAAAACAUAAUUAUUUUUUUUUACACAUUUUAUUGUAUCACAAUUUUUAAGUAAUAUAUACAGUACUACAGUGAAAACACUUUCAAACUAGAUUUCUAACAGUUCUGUAAAAUAUGAAAAGUGUUAUUGCUAACGGGUAACUUUGAAUUAAACAUAAUAGCAGGGCUGAUUUAUUUGUCUAUGAUUUUAUGUUCACUCUAAUCAAAGCAGUUAAGAUACUUUACUAUUCCCAUGAUGGAAUAUGACUGGAAUGGUGGUAAUGUUUGAUUACUUGCCAUUACAUCAUUCAUUACAACAUUCAGGUUCAAAUCUGCCACCUGCUGGUAAUUCAUGCUAAUGCAAGUUUGUUGGAUUUUAGAUUUCCAUAAUUUUUGGUUGCCUGUGUACUAGCAGUUGUAUUUAUUGUCAUUUAUAUUUGUACAAUACUUUUUAUUAAUAUUAUAGAUUCAGUUUUUUCCCGUUAUGAAUAUACGGAUGCACAAAAUAUAUUUGUUAAUCGCGUAAUUUGAAAAGUAUAAAUACAAAGUCUAUUUAAUGAAACUAUUGUAUUUUGAUGUUCAUUUUCCAAAAUGAUGUCGAUAUUCUACAAACUUUUAGUUUUAUAGUGGAAGCUUCAGAAACAGUUGAAAAAAAAACAAGAGGUGGAGAUCAUUUCAAAAUAUUAUUACAAAGAGAAACAUUUUAAAUUUAUCAGAUGAAGGCAAUGGAUUGUCCAGGUUUAAAUUAAGAAAUUGACUUCAGUCCUUUAAACAGCUGACGUAUUUUUCCAAUUGUGGAUAUAAUUUGUAUUGUGUAUAUGUGCAUGCAUACACACAUACAUAUAUGUGUGUGUCUGCGUUUUCUCUCUCUGUGCUAGAAGUACCUAUAUAUAUUAUACUCCACCUAUUAGAUUUCUGACACUAAAUGAUGUGUGUUAGUGAUUUUUCUGAGCAGGUGUGUCCAAUUUAGCAAUAAGGAAGUUUUUUUUAACUAUUGUUAUAGCCAUUGACAAUAAAGGCUUUUACUAUAUUUUUGAUCUGGAAGUGUGCCUUGUUUUUCCUUUUUGGAUAAUUAUUUCCUCAUUCAAGAGCACUUUCAUUUAUUUUUUUGAAGAACUUCAGAGCAUAUUUGUU
This is a messenger RNA of Xyrauchen texanus (razorback sucker), 3899 nucleotides long. RefSeq names its product sorting nexin-8-like. Gene Ontology annotation, biological process: retrograde transport, endosome to Golgi. Lineage: Eukaryota; Metazoa; Chordata; Actinopteri; Cypriniformes; Catostomidae. Gene Ontology annotation, molecular function: phosphatidylinositol binding. Bases 117 to 1679 code for a protein of 520 amino acids. The transcript has 13 exons. The record is from RefSeq and is a predicted model, not a curated record.